CUUCUGCAUCACCCAUCGCGCCUCACCACCAGCCUCGAAGCUACUACAUACGCCCCCAAGACAUAACACCAAAGAGUACGUUCCCCAUCACCACAAGUUUCUAAGAGAAAAUGGUAGGCCUGACCACCACGCCCGCCACCAUGUCCCUCCGCCCGGCCGACACAGACAGCAUCAUCCAGAAGGACAUCGAGGCACGCGACUGGAGCAAGAUGCCGGCGCCCCCGCGCCUCGCCCCCGUCGAAGACGCAGCGGACGAGAAGACCCUCUUCGAGCGGCGCGUCUCACGCCCAAGCAACCCCUUCACCAAGCGGCCGCGUCAGUACACCUUCAGAGCCCCCGUCUUCACCCCGAACUCGCCCCUCGACGAGGCCGCGACGCUCGCCAUCUCCCCGGGCAGGGGCCACAGCACCACGGGGCGCGCCAACCCAGGCAGGUCCCCCUUCCCGCCCCCCUCGGCGCUGCUGCGCUGCCUCCCCGACUUCCCGCACUGCCUCCCCCACCUGUGCGACCACCCCUCGCGCGCCCACUACCACCACCAGGCCACAGGCGAGGGGGCGCAGUGCCACAUGUGCGCCGAGGGCGAGGGCAGCAGCCCCACCAGCAGCAGCAGCAGCAGGGCGCUGCACGCCCUCCCCUGCGGCCACCUGAUCUGCGGCCGCCACCUGACCGCGACAGCCGACACGGCAGUCUCGACGGCGCUCGCCCGGCGCCCGCCGCAGGUGCGCGAGAACCUGGAGGCCGCGUCGCGCGAGCUGGCGCGCGUGCGGCGGGUGGGGUGCGGGGCGUGCGGCGCGGACAUGCGCCUCGGGGAGGGCGGGGACGGGGACGGCGGCUCGGUGCUGCUGCGGUGCCUGGACGAGGGGCUCGCGCGCAGGCUGUGGGCUGUGCGCUGGCGGCUGCUCGGGGCGGAGGGCGGUGGUGUUGUUGGGCCUGCUGCGCGGUACAACAUUUGA
Messenger RNA from Diaporthe batatas, 953 nucleotides. RefSeq lists its product as uncharacterized. The transcript has 2 exons. Lineage: Eukaryota; Fungi; Ascomycota; Sordariomycetes; Diaporthales; Diaporthaceae. The coding region runs from base 111 to 953 and encodes 280 amino acids. The record is from RefSeq and is a predicted model, not a curated record.